GUGCACGUACAGUAAAAAUGGCUUCGACGCAACCAGGUCAUGAUAGCUCGUCAGGAUCCAGAAGAGAUCGGGUAAUGCUGGGUGAUUUGCCUGAUGACUUUCUUAGAGUACAGACAAACCCACAGCAGCAGCAAAUGGCAGAAGAUGCGCGGAUAGCUCAAAUUUUACAAGCUCAGCAGCAAGCUGGCUAUGUCUGCCAACCUUCAAAUAUCACAGGAAAACUGUCCAUCACUGUUGUUCAGGCAAGGCUUGCCAAGAAUUAUGGCAUCACAAAGAUGGAUCCGUACUGUCGCAUCCGAGUGGGUCAUGCUGUCUUCGAGACACCUACUGCUGUCAAUGGCGCCAAGAACCCGAGAUGGGCCAAAUCUAUACAGUGUUACAUGGCCCCUGGUGUGGAUACCAUGUAUGUUGAAAUCUUUGAUGAGCGGGCCUUCUCCAUGGAUGACCGUGUAGCCUGGGCUCACAUCAAGCUGCCAGAGUCUGUGUUCAAUGGGGAGACAGUAGAUGAUUGGUUUUCACUGAGCGGUCGUCAAGGAGAUGAUAAAGAGGGAAUGAUCAAUCUUGUCAUGUCUUUCAUUCCGGUGCAGAACUUGCCACCUUCUACCGGAUUUAUGUACCCAGCUGCCCCACAGAUGAUGGUCCCCAUGAUGGCCCCAGGGGUGACAUAUUACCCCACACAGCCCAUGAUGUACACUCAGCCAGUGGGUAAUGUUAUGCCUCAGCAGCCCAUGUUUACAGAAGAGGACCUCAAACAGGCCAAGGACAUGUUUCCUAAUAUGGAGGAAGAUGUGAUCAAAUCAGUGUUUGAGGCUAACCGGGGAAAUAAGGAUGCCUCCAUCAAUGCCCUGUUGUCCAUGAACUCUGAUAACUGAACCUUAUUUCCUGCCGCAUUGGAUGUAACUACUGCUUUAUAGCCACCUGCAAAACAGUAACAAAUAUGAAAAAUUAAAAAAGAAAAAAAAAAAAACAGAAAGAAAAACACCAACCAGGAAAAGAAAUACUGUUCUGUGUAAUAGAUGUUUGACAUUACUCUAAUUGCUGAUGCUCACCGAAACUCUGCCGAAAACUUUUGAAGUAAGCAUUUUUUUUCUACGUAUUUCUUUCUGAACUUUUGCACCCGAACAGUUCAUUGCUCAUUUUCAGAAUAUUGAAGCUCCUUGUUUAGUUCACUUUUGUACUUAUUGAUAAAAAACACAGGUUAUUCACAACAUAGCAACUGUGUUCAGUUUGAAAUGCUAACAAUGU
Messenger RNA from Liolophura sinensis, 1245 nucleotides. RefSeq names its product toll-interacting protein A-like. Gene Ontology annotation, biological process: ubiquitin-dependent protein catabolic process. Bases 18 to 872 code for a protein of 284 amino acids. The record is from RefSeq and is a predicted model, not a curated record. The transcript is spliced from 7 exons. Gene Ontology annotation, molecular function: ubiquitin binding; ubiquitin conjugating enzyme binding. Gene Ontology annotation, cellular component: cytoplasm. NCBI's taxonomy places the organism in Eukaryota, Metazoa, Mollusca, Polyplacophora, Chitonida, Chitonidae.